AUGGGAAGGGAUCAGUAUUCAAUGGGUAAAGAUACCCUGGGUCGCCUAAAAGUAUUGACUGAAAGUCCGAUGUUUGAGAAGUUGGAGGAAAUGAUGCCGGAGUUGGAGUCCGGGGGCCGGUAUCGGCCGCCCAACUGCCAGUCCCGACACAAAAUGGCAAUCGUUAUACCAUAUCGUGAUCGCGAAGAGCACUUGCGGACAUUCCUACUGAAUAUACACCCUAUGCUCGAGAGACAGCAAUUGGAUUAUGGCAUAUAUAUCGUCGAAGAGAAUGGGAAUGGCAAGUUCAAUCGGGCUAAACUCAUGAACAUCGGCUUCCUGGAGGCGCUCAAACAGUACGACUACCAGUGCUUUAUUUUCCAUGACGUGGACCUUAUUCCCGAGGACGACAGGAAUCUGUACACCUGUCCCGAUCAGCCCCGGCAUAUGUCUGUCGCCAUCGAUAAGUUCAGCUACAGACUUCCCUACAAAGACCUCUUCGGCGGUGUCAGUGCACUGACGACCGAACAAUUCAAGAGAAUUAAUGGCUUUUCCAACGAGUUCUGGGGCUGGGGUGGAGAGGACGACGACAUGUCCAAUAGAGUGCGUCAUUAUGGUUACAAAAUCAGCAGAUACUCGGCCAGUAUUGCUAGAUAUAAAAUGCUCAAACACAAGGGCGAUACACCCAAUCCCGAUAGAUAUAAGAAGCUAUACAGCGGUAAACGGCGUUACAAAACGGAUGGCAUUAAUAACAUUAAGUACAAAGUGGUGGACCUGGUCUUCAAAAGGCUGUACACCUGGAUUCUGGUAGACCUCAAGUCCCCGGGGUUUAGGGGGAAUGGGUGUCAGAAUAAGCCAAUGAACCCCGUCGUUAGGAGGGAAGCACUGGUCGGGGCUACUAGUGCUGACAGCGCCUACCUACCCAUCGGACAGUGUCAGGCGUUGUGUCCACAAAAUUGUCUUAUCAUUUGGUCACCGAAGCAGAUCUCGAAGAAUAUCAUCGAUAAUAGUCUUACGGACAGUCUUACAGCGCUUCCAGAUAUCUGCAUACGAGUAAGAUUUAUCACUGAAGAGCUGAUCCGUACACUCAUGAGUGACACUAAAAAGAGCGGAGUUUUUGACGAUUUGCGAGAUUUGGUCGAAACGAUAGACUCGUCGACGACAACGACCUCCGGAACCGAUGAACAACUGUUGACACAAAUCGACGACACUCUGUGUAUGAGUUGCGGUGAUGUCGGCACCACUCGUAUGCUUCUCACAGACAUUCCGUUCUUCAGACAAGUGGUGGUCGUGUCCUUCGAGUGUCACAACUGCGGAGACACUAAUAAUGAGUUACAACCCGUUCAACAGAUCGGCGAGAGGGCCGUCAGGUUUGCCGUCCGCUGCCAAACACCACAGGACUUGUCUCGACGUGUGGUGAAGACAGAGUGGGCAGAGAUCGAGAUCCCGGAGCUUGAGUUCGAGGUUAAGAAACAGACGGGACUUAUCACUACCAUUGAGGGCAUUAUCGAAAGAGCCAUCGAUGGUCUCAAACAACUCAUUAAACGAAUGACCAGUGAUGUCCCAGAAGUGGAUCAAACGGGACCCGAAUCUACUGAUCACCAAAAGAUAUGCGAUUUUAUACUGAAAUUAACGCAAUUAAAAGAUGGCAACCAAUCGUUCACUUUUAUCCUGACAGACAUAAGCGGCAAUAGUUUUGUGGAGAGUCUGUGCGCGCCUCCAGAGGCGGACCCAUCGGUCGAAAGCAAUCGAUACAUCCGAACCAUAGCUGAGGAUAAAAUUCUGGGCAUUUAUGACGCGGAGACCACCGCUGAUGACAAAGAUAGUGCUCUCAAGGAUGAAGUGCUUCAGUUCGCCACCAAUUGUCCGAACUGUUCGGCGCCGGCCUUCACUAACAUGAAAAUCACGCAGAUCCCACACUUCAAGGAAGUGGUAAUAAUGGCCACCAAUUGUGACUCCUGUGGCCAUAAGACCAAUGAAGUGAAGCCCGGCUCCGGUAUUGAGGAGAAAGGCAUACGAAUAACGCUUAAAAUCGGUGACAACUCGGACCUCGAGCGGGAUGUGGUUAUUUCCGACACAUGUAGUGUAGAUAUCCCGGAGCUGGACAUACACUUGACGUCAACGGGUUCGGGCAAAUACACGACUGUGGAGGGCGUGGCCCACGAUAUGGCCGAAGACAUUCAAACGAAUCCAUUCCUCGGCGGCGAUUCAGCCAAAGAGGAAGUGCGACAAAAAAUGGAUGAAUUGGUGGCCAAGUUGUCCGUUGAGAGACUCAUAGGCCUAACACUGAUUCUGGACGACCCGUGCGGUAAUAGCUAUGUGUCGGGUGAGGGACAGGCACUCCAUGUCCACAGAUAUUCGCGGACUUUCGAGCAAAACGAAGACUUGGGAUUAAAUGAUAUUAAAACCGAAAAUUAUAAUUAAAAAGUGUUUUUAUAUUAUGUUUGAAAAGUUAAAUUUGAUAAAAAGUGAUGUAUUUGAAAUGCUG
Oppiella nova is the source of this 2467-nucleotide messenger RNA. NCBI's taxonomy places the organism in Eukaryota, Metazoa, Arthropoda, Arachnida, Sarcoptiformes, Oppiidae. The record is from the annotation of a GenBank genome assembly.